Molecule: messenger RNA, 2850 nt
Organism: Microtus ochrogaster (prairie vole)
Lineage: Eukaryota; Metazoa; Chordata; Mammalia; Rodentia; Cricetidae
Product: spermatogenesis-associated protein 31D1-like
Source: RefSeq, a predicted model, not a curated record
AUGGAGAACAUCUUCUCUUUUGUAAAUAGAAUAUGGCUAGACUUUGAAUCAGCUUUUUUGGAUACUGACCCCAAUUAUAUCUUUCUGAGUGGAGUGGGGUUUAUUCUUCUAUACCUAUGGUAUUUGAUAUUGAAACAUUCAUUCUUACCAACGCCUUGGAAAAAUCAGGACAUCAAAAAAGGUGAGGAUUGGCAGAGCACAGCUAAGAAGGGAAGCAGGAGAUCAUUUAAAGGUUGUAGAACUACCCAGAGACAAACACAGGAAUGGAGGAAGCUGCUGUCUGUUGUGCAAAGCCCCCUCGGUGAGCUGCAUGAUCUCUCCCACUUCCGACACCUACUAUAUCCAGAUUCUUCCUGUGAUGUGUGUAAUGGAACAACUGUUAAGAUUAGUCACCUGCUUUUUCAGAUCACCCUUGAAGAUGGUGCUGCCUCUGCAUCCAGUAUGGAUUCCACCUCAGUUUCUGAGUCCAAGACCUCGUUGACUCUGUCCCUUCCCCUCCCAGAAAAUCCUUCAGGAAAUCCAAUUUCAGACCCUCCACAUGAACUAUCUCUACAUUCUUCCUCCAUCAUUUCACCUCAACAGAGUGCCCACUUAGAAGACACACUUUCUGCCUCAUCACUGGGUGACUCUGUACCAUCAGAAUCUAUUCCUCCUGUGAGUGCUAAAUUCUCUCUAGACCAUGAUUCUCUCCAUCCAUGUGCCACUUUCCCUCUUCCACAACAACAUGCCAUCCAGGAAACAGAACUGCUUCUCCAACCAACAACUGUUCUAUCUCUGGUGGGCAGCCCUAGGGAGCUGUUUACUAUUCCAACAAACAAGGGCAUUUGCAGUUCAAGGCAUGCAAUGUCAGAAUUUAUUCAGCAGCAGACUGAUACUGGCAGCUCUUUCCAGUUGAAGCCAGAACAUUUGGUUAACCAGGAGUUUCUUGACCUCCAUUCUUCUGAAUCUUACUUAUGGGAAAACAACACAACCAGCCUUAAAUUACCUGGAAAUCUUUCCUUUUCCAACCUUGAUUCCAUGGUACUACUUGAGAGACCAUAUCAAAAGAUGCCUGAUUCAUUUAAAACUUGGGAGAAGAUCCAAGAAUCUGAUCAGCAGAACUUGGCAGUUUCCCAUGCUUUGGGGAGAUGCAAAGUCCCCCCCCCCUCCCGCCAUCUCAAGACCUCUGAAGAUCAGUUAGAGCCUAAACAUACACAGUUUUUCUGGAACAUCCCUUCUCUACACAGUGAGUCCAUGAACUCUGUUGCUCCUGUGUGGGCUGACAGUUCCUUGACCUCUGGAUGCUUCAACAGAUUCUCAGAUUCUGCAGUGCUUACUAACCACAUACCAUUGUCCUUUCCUGAGAGUCAACUACAGAACUUGCCCCAAACUCUGUCCACAUCUCAGUCCUAACCUGUCCCUCUUGCCAAGACCCAGACCCAGCUUCAACACCCAAUUCCAGUGCUGUCACCUUCUCUGCUAUCCCAGCUUAGAAUCUGUGGAGUGUAUUUUCACAGACCCCAGGAUAAAGCACAACCUCUUGAGACAUCUUCAAUCCACUGCCUAGAAUACAACAUCUUGAAAAAGGUGCAGGAAAGAGUGUGGGGCUUAUCCACUGUGGUCAAAAAAUCCCAGGAAGAAUUUUGUCCCCCACCUCCCAAUCCCUCAUUAGUUAAGCAGUCUUCUAAGACCCGUGCUCCCAGGCCCAUCUCUCUUGGAAAUUUCCCCCUCACCAGUGAGCUCCGGAAGAAACUUGAGCACCACCUUCGAAAGAGGCUCAUUCUACAAUGCUGGGGCCUACCCCAGAGGAUUCGUAACUCUCUGUCACAGAUGAAUCGUUGAGCAGAACUUUCAGAGGCAUCUUCAUCUACAAGCAACUAUGGGCUUCCAUGGAUCUCUUUCUUUAAGCAACAGGGCAGUAAAGACCCACACAACAUUGUAUUGAACAAACCUGAAAGCUUCCCAGCAAGACUCGGGGAGAAAUUGUUAAAGGCAAAGGGACAUAGCCUAGAGACUGUUCAAAAACACCAACUAUGGAGCAACAGCAAGGGCGCUCCAGAGAAUGGCCUGCAGUCUGACUGUUAGACAGUCCUACAACACCACCCAGGCAGUCUGUCAGGUAAACCUUCAUGGACCUCACGGGUGAGCCAAUGUCCGGAAAAAUUUGAAACUGCACUACAAAAGCCUUUGGUGAGUCAUCUCAAUGAAACCAAUAAGGGUCAGAGAGCUGGCACAGCAUCUAGAACAGGGCACUGUCCUCUCCCUUUUACCUCACGUGUGGAUAAUGAAGAACAUGAGGCUCAGAGACAGUCACGUUCUGAUAACAAAGACAGACAUGCCAAGAGCACAUAUACAAUGACAAAGCCUGUUCUGCACCAGGCAUCCAUGGUCUUAGACAACACCAGCACGAAAGAGUCAGAGGGCAGUAAACACAGCCCAGAUGUGCCCAGAAUAUCCACCGAGGCUGCCCCUGCGCCAUUGGGGAAGCACCUGGAUUCAGGAAAAACAGUCUUGAGGCUUCAAGGAGCAAAGGUGAAUGGCAAAAGCAUAUUUGUAUCUGACAAGAUCAGUAACAUAGUCAAGGGAGGGCAGCUCAGUGUUCUUCAACCACAACCUACCAACAUCUUGAACACCAACCAGGGCAAGAGUACUCAAGGGGCAGAUGGGAACACAACAAAAGCACAAAAUACUCUGGUAGCUGGAAGGGCCCUGAAAGAAAUAACAGGUCCCCAGGAAAGCCAGACAUCUGACUGUAAUAGUCAGGUAUCCAGGGAAGGGAAAUUUAAACCAGAAAGCAGGCUGCCCAUCCAAGCUCUAGGGCCCCCAAGUGACAAGCUCCCUGCCUCAGAUGAAUUCGCUUACAGAUUUUAA